AUGAAUGAUUACACUCCGGACGCCGUCGUCAACCGCGAUGAAGCUAUCCCAGUAGUUUCAUUCGAUAUAGAUAACUCAUCGCAAUCCAAAACGGAUAAAGCGAAAUCCCACAUCCCAGGACUCCGACAUGCAGGCCAGUCAUCAGAAAGCGACGGGCAAUCAGGGUGGUCCAUACAAGACAGACUCUUUUCGAAGCUUCUCCAACAGGUCAUUCCUUCUGAAGAACGAGACAGCGAAGAUACAGACAACACCGACAAGCGCCCAUCAAAGGGCAUCUCGCGACCGCCUUUCAGCCUUCCUCUUAUGACAAACAAUUUUCGACGGUUCAAUGCCAGGAUCGGCAUCGCAUUUGUGUUCCAGGCUCGCAUGAUACAUCUAUUUGGCUGGAGAUAUCCGACACAGACUUGGUCGUUUCUUGCCGUUUAUUCGUUCAUCUGCCUCAAUCCAUAUCUUCUUAUUGUAUUUCUACCGGCCAGUGUACUGCUAUAUAUUAUGGUGCCAGCCUUCCUUGUACGCCAUCCACCUCCUCCUUCGAAUUCUACUCUAGGGACGACCCCGUACUACUCUUAUGGCGGACCAGCGUUAGCACCAGCCAGGACCAUCAAGCCAGCGAGCGAGACAUCAAAAGAUUUUUUCCGCAAUAUGGGUGACUUGCAAAACUCAAUGGCCGAUUUUUCAAAUAUGCAUGAUGCUCUUGUCGCAACAAUAGCGCCCCUUACGAACUUUUCUGAUGAGACUUUAUCAACAGCCGUGUUUUUACUUCUGACUAUCGUUACCGCAUCUCUAUUCCUAAUCGCCCAUCUUCUUCCAUGGCGUCUAAUCUUCUUUCUUGGUGGCAAUGCAGCUAUUAUAUCCUCCCAUCCGAGUGUUCAUGACUUUUUAAACCAGGUUCAGGGGCAUAAGGAUGAGGAAGUCCCAGAGCAAAAGAACCAGAAAUCAGCAAAAGGAGAAAGAACGCCGGAGCAAGCUUCCCCAGUCACUCAGCUCCUCGGCCCUCUGGCAAAUAUUUCACUAGAUUCCGCUCCGGAGGAACGUGAAGUAGAAAUUUUCGAACUACAGCACCGCUCUAUCUCGCCAUUUGCGGCAUCUUCUGAAUGGGAGACGCUUUUAUUCUCGCCUGUUCCGUACGAUCCAUUAUCGCCAUCCCGCAUUGCUGGAGACCGGCCGCGUGGUUGUCGCUUCUUCGAAGACGUGCAAGCACCGUCAGGGUGGACAUGGAAAGGAAAGAAAUGGGAGCUAGAUCUCGAAUGUCGCGAAUGGGUUGUAGAGCGUAUGAUCACCGGGGUCGGAUUCGAAGUUCCAGGUAAUGGCACCUCAGGGAGUAGCGUCGAUGAGCAAAUAGGAGGCUGGGUAUGGGAUUUACCCCAAGUAGAGAGCGAAGGCUCUGUGAACGACGACGAAGUCAGCAUGAUGGCAUACGGGGAUCUAACAGAUGCAGCGCCAGCCAAGGCAUCCUCGGCUUCUAGCAAAGUCAAGGUGAAGGGAAGUCAAGGCCGUGACUGGGACGAGACCAUGCAGGCUCAGAGAGCUGGCGCAUGGCGACGGCGGCGAUGGGUCCGCGUCGUACACCGUGUUGGUGUGCCGGGAUCAGACAAAGAGUAA
This is a messenger RNA of Talaromyces marneffei, 1602 nucleotides long. RefSeq lists its product as uncharacterized. Gene Ontology annotation, cellular component: peroxisomal membrane. The coding region runs from base 1 to 1602 and encodes 533 amino acids. Gene Ontology annotation, biological process: peroxisome organization. NCBI's taxonomy places the organism in Eukaryota, Fungi, Ascomycota, Eurotiomycetes, Eurotiales, Trichocomaceae. The transcript is spliced from 3 exons. The record is from RefSeq and is a predicted model, not a curated record.